AUGGCAUUACUGUUUUCGUUGCUAGGAGCCUGCACAGCAGGGACAUAUGGACUGGACUGCAGCUACACCUGUCACUGUGACGCCCUCAACUGCGAUGACGUCACAGGUUGUUCUGGUAACUGCAACGAAGGAUGGUCAGGACCAAACUGCACUAGAGAAAAUGUAGCUUUGGGGAAAGCAACCACACAGAGUUCGUACCAGCCAAAUACGUGGGCGAAUUCGUCGCUCGCCGUGGAUGGGAAUCUGACAGAAGGCUUUUCCGGGAGAUACUGCAUACUCACAGGAUUCACGGAUGCGUCCACAUGGUGGCAGCUUGACCUGGGCAGAAAGUAUUACACACACAAGCUGGCUGUCCACUUCCGAACAGACUAUAACAUUCGCAGAAACGGCGUUCGGGUAUACAGCUCUGUCGAUGUAAACCAAACAAACACUGGUCACCUGUGUGGUUCAACAACGUUAGACAGCCCGGAUGUGACGUGGAUGACAUGUAACGACACAGCUAGAUACAUCACACUCUACCAAGCAACAACUAAUAUCAGCCCUGGUGAUAUUACUGGCACUGGUGACAGGGCUAUGGAUUUCUGCGAAGUCCAAGUAUUUGUCUGUGAUGCUGGCACUUUCGGUGAUGACUGCAGUCAGUUCUGUCACUGUCUGAAUGGAACGUGUAACUACGUAACUGGAGACUGUACAGGAGGCUGUAAACCGAACUGGACUGGGACCUCAUGCAGUGAGUGUGAUUCUGAUCACUAUGGUCCUCUGUGUGACAAAUCUUGCUCCGGCAGACACUGUGAUGAAUCACUUGGUAAAUCGUCAUGUGAUAAACUGACUGGACGAUGUGACAACGGAUGUACAACGGGAUGGAUGGAACAAGACUGUACAAAGGGUUGCGAUUCGGAACAUUUCGGUGUUAACUGUCAAACAGCGUGCGCAGACCGACAUUGCAAGGGGGAACAACUCUGUAACAAUGAACUGGGACACUGCGUUGGCGGGUGUCUGCCAGGCUGGACAGGACUCACCUGCACUGAAGGUUGCGAUUCGGAACAUUUCGGUGUUAACUGUCAAACAGCGUGCGCAGACCGACAUUGCAAGGGGGAACAACUCUGUAACAAUGAACUGGGACACUGCGUUGGCGGGUGUCUGCCAGGCUGGACAGGACUCACCUGCACUGAAGCUCUAGCUGCAACUGACACUGAAGACCACGGGGACAUCAUCAUCAUCGCCCUCGCUGCUGGAGCAGGACUUCUUCUUUUAAUCCUAAUCAUCGUCUCGUGUAUUCUUUGCUGGUACAUCAGACGUCAGAAGAAAUUACCGACUGAUCGUGAAGCUACUCACGUAAAGAAUAACAUAGCAAACAAAGCUUCGGUUUUCGAUGCUGUCGGAUACAACACCGAGCUUGGAAAAUAUAAUGGUUCCAGCACUCCCGAAAACACCUAUUCUGAAGUGGAGGAUACGACACAACAAAAGAAAACGUACCAAGGCACCGCGAACGUUGUUGCUCAAACAUCCCAUUAUUCAACGCCAAACGAGCCUGCGGGCUAUGUCAAUGCAAACCAAACGAAUGGCUAUGCAAAACUUGACUCAUUACAGGUACAACAGAAUGAUUACGCUAAGCUAGGCGUCAUAUAGACAGUACUUAGCUAAUACUUAAAGAGACUUAUGAAUUUGCUGUGGAGCUAUUAUUCGGCAAACUAAAAUCAAAAUUAAGCAUUAGCUCCCCUCUCUCUUUUGAUGAACCGUUGCAAAACGCGGCAAAAUUACUUUAAAAAAAAAAACGCAACCUUUACCUUUUUUACUUAAAUGGACAUUCCUGA
Gigantopelta aegis is the source of this 1811-nucleotide messenger RNA. RefSeq names its product multiple epidermal growth factor-like domains protein 10. NCBI's taxonomy places the organism in Eukaryota, Metazoa, Mollusca, Gastropoda, Neomphalida, Peltospiridae. The record is from RefSeq and is a predicted model, not a curated record. Bases 1 to 1626 code for a protein of 541 amino acids. The transcript is spliced from 9 exons. Gene Ontology annotation, molecular function: scavenger receptor activity.